Molecule: messenger RNA, 2295 nt
Organism: Daldinia loculata
Lineage: Eukaryota; Fungi; Ascomycota; Sordariomycetes; Xylariales; Hypoxylaceae
Exons: 7
Coding region: 1-2295 (764 amino acids)
Source: RefSeq, a predicted model, not a curated record
AUGUCGUAUCAACACUUGUGGUUAGCUUCAAGUAACUUCUUCAUGCAAGUUUUAAACUCUCCGUCGAGAGAAGAAAUAAAUGCAGCACACUUCCAAGGUUCCUGGUUGGGAAUCGGCAUACCGUCAGUCCGCAAUGCCUUCAGAGUCUCCAAGUUCAAGACUGCGUGCUGGAUUUGUUUAUUUAUCAGCUCGAUUCCUAUCCAUCUUCUAUUUAACUCGACGAUAUUUGAGACGGACUAUAGAGGAUCUGACUUCCACCUAACGAUUGCUACUGAGGAGUUUCUAAACGGGGGAAGCUUCUACCCCCCUGGAGGAAGUUUAGUCCAAGCCGGCUUCGAUCUAUAUGCGGGUGGAUAUGGCUUACCAGUCAACCUGACCGAAUACGCUAGUAAGGAUUCUGAUGCUAUGAAAAACAUAUCGACUACAGCGACGAGUGCCGGACAGUGGAAGAGACUUGAAAUAAGCGAAUGCAAGCAAGAGUACAUUAAAUGUAAUGGGCUCAAGCGUCAUCGUAACGUGGUCCUCAUCACCGACAAGCCAGGUGGCUGGAUAAGAGACGAGAUAUGGCAUCUGAUGGACAAUCAAACUGAACUAUGGGAUCGUUACGUCCCUGCGGACCAGCCCAAUCACUUAUUCUACGAUGCACAAUGUUUUAUGCUCGCGUUACGUAGCAGUAAAACUACAGAAUGCAUGAAUAACUGCAUCGGGGCGUUUGGAAUUACACACGCUAGUAUCCCGGAUUGGAAAUACUCUUUCUUCGAUGUAAUCGGCAAUGGGAUGGUCAACGGAACAACUAUCUAUAAACAGACCAGUAUACUGACAUCCGGUCUACAACCGGGAGCAACCAAUUUAUCUGUACAAUACUGUCUUGCGGACGACCUCGACGGAGUCUGCCAUAUUGGCUUGUCAUCAACUCUACUACUAACAGUCACAUUAUGCGUUAUAUUCAAAACUUUCACGGCUAUCGUUGUUACGAUAGUUCUGAGCCGCCAGAACCAGGCACCGUUAGUGACCCUAGGAGAUGUCAUGGAGUCUUUCAUCGAAAAGCCAGACCCUGUUACCGCCGGUAUGUGCACUAUUGGACAAACGGAAAUCCGAAGGUCAAUGAGAUCCUAUAGAUCCUUAUUAUUGCCAGGGCCAAGGCAAUGGAAAACGUUGCAGAAGCGUCGAUGGGCAGUUGUUCCUCCGUUGGUAUGGAUAUCAAGCUAUCUGCUAUUUGGUAUAGGCAUUACUAUUUGUGCUUACUUCUUCGCGGAUAUAAAACGCCACAGCAACCUUAUCGGCUCAUUCUACGAGAGCGAAAUGAAUUCAUUCAUCGACUCCCCUUUCACCUUCACACAAGGUGUCCUGAUUGCUAAUAGCCCUCAACUACUCCUUUCAUUCUGCUAUCUUGCUUAUAAUAAUUUAUUUACCCGGCUUCAGAUGGCCAGAGAAUGGUCGUUGUUUAGUGAAUGUUACCAGCCACUGCGAGUUACUGACCCUAAGGGCGGCCAAUACUCUACAUAUCGACUCCAACUACCUUAUAAAUACAGCAUCCCUCUUAUAGCUACUAGUAUAUUCCUUCAUUGGCUGCUCUCGAAUACUAUUUAUCUCUUCAUAUCGAUCGGAGGUUACUUCAGUACCGACAUGUUCCUUAGCGGAAUCGAAGCCGACCCGAGUCUGCCACCUAACACCGCUAUCGCCUUGGGGUAUUCGGGUUAUUCCCUUCUAGUUAUGCUUGUGGUCUCGUGCUUCUUGAUCCUGUUGCCUGCGAUUCUGAGCAUCAAAAAGCUCCCGUCAAACAUGGUGAUAAUUGGGAGCAACUCACUCGCGCUGUCUGCUGCGUGCCACGUCUCGAGCUUGUCACACGCGGUCAGUUCCCGCGCAACAUCAUCAUUCGCCGAUUGUCCAGCACCGUCGCAAGUUGAUGCCCCACCGACCCUAAAGUCGUCGAGGCGAUCGUACGCUCCUCUCACAGACGAGAUCUAUACCGAUGAGGGUAACAGGAGCGACAGCAUUGAGAUGCAGAACCUCACGCCGAUGCUAACUACCACAAGCCGCCACCCAUUAUGGAAAUCAGUGUCAAAGAAGCCACUGCUUGAGCGUACCGAAGAGGAUUUCUCUGACGCGGGAGAUAAACAGCAGAACGGCCAGUUCACGAAACUUGCCAGGAGCAAGAUCCGUUGGGGUGUCGUGGAGAUGCCACCUGAAUGGCACGCUGAGUACGAUAACGCCGACGCUACCGUUGGACACCUCAGCUUCGGCGUUGAGGAAGACGACGUCACGCCUCCGGAGCCGGGACGUUUGUAUGCGUAA